Cutaneotrichosporon cavernicola is the source of this 4014-nucleotide messenger RNA. RefSeq lists its product as uncharacterized. Gene Ontology annotation, cellular component: plasma membrane. Gene Ontology annotation, biological process: phosphorelay signal transduction system; protein autophosphorylation. The transcript is spliced from 3 exons. Bases 1 to 4014 code for a protein of 1337 amino acids. The record is from RefSeq and is a predicted model, not a curated record. Lineage: Eukaryota; Fungi; Basidiomycota; Tremellomycetes; Trichosporonales; Trichosporonaceae. Gene Ontology annotation, molecular function: histidine phosphotransfer kinase activity; phosphorelay sensor kinase activity.
AUGACACCACCGGACUGCACGCCAGAGUCUGAUGGCUGCCAGCACCCAGAAUUUGUCCUCUUCCCUUCCCUUGAUACUCUGUCGUUUACCACUCUACAGUCGCACGCUCCCAUCAACGCUUUUGGGCGCAUGUUCAAGGGCGUCGAUGCGGUCAAGCUUCCGCGUCCAUGUCUGCCGGACGAGGACCAGGGCCAUCUCUGUGUGAUGGGUGAGCGGCAGCGCCUGCGCGGCUGCUACGAGCGGGAUGGGUGGCUCCCGUCGCCCAACCCGAGCCAGGCUAUGCGCGAGAAGAGGUCCAGGGUGCUUCGACGCCUCGGCCUCAACGACCCCAACGAGCUAGGCGAGUGCUUCCCUGUCUUGUCCAAGUACUGCGAACUUGCGCAGCUAGUCUUGGGCGCCGAUAGCGCUUCUGUCUCCAUCCUCCGCGGUGACAAAGAGGACAUCUACCUGCCCAACCGAAAUUUUCGUUGCUGGUCGUUCCCUACGGGCGAGUCGUUUGCCGGGCACGCAGUGCUCCACCCCGAGGGCCGGUGCUUUGUCGUUGCGGACUUGGAGAAAGACUGGCGCUUUACCAACAACCCAUGCCGACUGGGUGGCCGUGGGCGCAAGUUCUUGGCCGCCGCACCGCUUCGUUACUACCGCCCUGAUGGAGACUUUGUCGACUUUGGCAUGUUGAGCAUCGGUGGCGAAGAAGCGCGCGAAACGUUUGACGUGCGGGAACAGAGCAUCCUGCUACGUCUUGCAAACAUGCUGGUGUAUCAGCUAGCGACCCUGCAAUCUGAGAUUGUGGCCAAGAAGUCGGGCGCCAUGUACGAAGCUAGCAUCAACUUCCUACGUCGGUCUCUCGUGCCUGAACAUCUCAAACUGAAGGCGGCCGAGCCCGAGUCUGCGACGUCGAAUGAGAUGAUAAAGCCGCCAAAACCAAGAAAGACCUCGGUCUCCCGGUUGAAGAAGAGCCGCUACUCUCGACUGCCGAGGUCGGGCGGCGCCCGAGCACUGCUCCUCGACGCGAGGUCUCGCCUCCCGAGUGUGGUCACUCGCUCUACCAACGUCGCUCAGUCGUUGUCGGCACCGAUGGUCCCGUCGUCUUCAGCACAGACAGACCCGUCGCCGGCGCUCACUCCACGGACACCCGCUUCCAAUCGCUCCGAGGCAUCUGCGGAUACGCCGCAACUUCCACAGCGUGCGGUAAAGACCGCGCCGCGUGACUCUCGCCGUGCCAAGCGCAGAGAUCUCAGAGCCGAGACUGCCAUGUUCAACGAUGCUGCGGAGACACUGCGCGGCAUCCUCCACGCGGACGCCGUCUGCAUGAUCGACCUACACGAGUACCAGCUCUACAUCCGCAAGGGAGGAACGACGCCGGAGGACCAGACAACGCAGACCAAGGAGUCGAUUGCCGCUGAUUUCCUACAGGGCAAGGAGUGGCCGUCCAACGUCGAGCCCGUUGUCAAGUACGUCCCACGCACCGACAACCCCAGCGUUGAGAUCAUGGGGCAGAAUGCUGCUCCCGGCUUCGACAUCGACGUUAACAAACCCAACGCCACAGAGACCAUGGCCAAGUUCGCCAAGACCUACUUGGCCACGAGUCAUUUCUGGUGGGACCGCGAGGAUCCCAACGACGAGCUUGCACAGGAGAUCAUGGCGUUUAUGCCCGACAAGUCCCAGACUGUCCUGUCCACUGUGUUCCUCACGUUCGACGGGAUGCUCCGCUACGCCGUCUUCGUCCAGUGGGAGCGGUCACCUCGCAGCUUUGACGACAGCAGCCGUCUCGCGCUGCCUUUCGUCUGGAUCAUUGGUGCCGCGCUCACCUCGGGCCUGGCCAUCUCGCGCGUCCGCAGUGUGGAGGAGAGCCAAAUCACGUACUCUAAUCUGCAAGCGCACGAGCUGCGUACUCCGCUGCAUCAGAUCCUAACCAUCACCCAUCUACUCCGCUCUUCCAUGUCCGACCUCGCCGAGGCUGGCAACGUCACCCAGACACAAACAACGGCUCAUGGCUGCAUGACGACCCUCGAGCAGGUGCGCGACCUUCUCCCGCUGUUGGAUGCGAUCGACACGUCGGGCAAGACGCUGCACGGGAUUGUCGACAACAUCUUGACUUUCCUGGACCUCACUGGCAAGGACAAGCUCUGGGAGAGCUCGCGCGCGAAGCACCCCGCCCUGUUUGGCCACAGCUCGGGUGCGCCCCAGACGCUGCGGGCGAUGCUUGAGGAUCUCGUGCAGGAGGCAUACGAGGAGGAACGUCGCAGUCGUGCAGGCAACGGCGAGGCACAGGGCCACAUCGAGACCGUCCUCGAGAUUGUGUCCAAGGAUCUCGGCGACCUGGUCACCGAAGACCGAGGUGGAGCUCUGCGUCGUGCCCUAGGCCGGCUAAUCGCCAACGCGUACCGGUACGUUGAUGGCCCGGGCUGCGUCGAGAUCUACGUCGACGACGUCGAGGGCUAUCUUCCACCUGAGGGCUGUGAGGACCUCUCCAACACUCGUCGCGUUUCGAUCAACAUUGUCGACAAUGGCCGUGGCAUGUCACUGGACUUUGUCGACAACAAGCUCGGCGAACCGUGGGCCAAGGAGGACCUGUUCGCCACUGGGUCGGGCCUAUCGGUCCACUUGGCUUAUCGCAUCAUCGACCUCAUGGGUGGCGAGAUGGAAAUCUCGUCGGCGCCUGGGGACGGGUGCAGCAUCUCUAUCCAGGUGCCGCUUCCCAUCGCGUCACCGCUGGCGCCCCUUCCCCCCAUCCCGACGGUGGACGGUGCGCCACGCAAAGUGGCGAUUAUCGGCUUUGACCGUCCUGGCCGCGACCUGCGCUGCGGGUUGGACAGGCUCGGCGCGUCACUCGAGCGACAGUAUGCCAGCCUCGGGUGCGACAUUGUUCCUGCUGCUGACGCUGAUCUCGUCAUCAUGGAUGGCGGGUUCGAAUCAGAUGGCAUGGCACCGAGCGUGCUGGCAGCAAUCAACGCAUCCGAGCUGGUGGUCUUUGAAGCGGAGGGCGACAAGCCCGCCCUGAUCACUUUGCCUCCAAACACUCAACUUCGUCGUCUGAGCAAACCCGCGACUCCUUCCCUCAUACGAUCGAGCCUGUCACGAACUUCAUCUCGUGUCGACAUGGAACCAAACAGCACCGAGAUCGUCUUAGGCCGCUCUCGCCCGCUCCGCCUCCACUUUGACUCAGACUCGAUCACGCGCUCCGAGAAGAGCUCGCAGCCGGAUAAGGAGGAUAGGGGUGUCUUGACGCGCAAGGCGGCAUCGGUGUGCAAGGCUUCCAAGAGCCUCUCCACCUUCUUCGGCUGGAAGUCUCGUGGCAUGUGCGUCGAGGAGGCCGUGGCUUCGCUGUGCCUCGGUGACUAUUUCUCAUCGCGCGGCCGACCGAGACUCCCGUCCGGAGCCUCGACGGGUUCGUCUGCUUCGUUCCCGGCGACUUCGCCGUCCGAGGAUGCUGGCACUGACCCACUCGCGUCACCUGGGGUGACUAGCGCGCCGUCGUCGCCGUGGCUCGGCACUGAGUCGACACCGGUCACGACGCCCUCUGACGAGACUCCCGCCAUUAUCCCACCGGCGCCAACGCCGCAUCCCAUGACCGUUCUCGUUGUGGAGGACAAUGUGGUAAACCGCAAGAUCCUCGUACGGAUCCUCAAAACGAGCAACCUCGACCUCGACCUCCGCGAGAGCGAAGAUGGCGCCGACGCGCUCGAGCAGUUCAAGGAGCUCACCGUCGAGCGCCCGCUUAUUGUGCUUUUGGACAUCAACAUGCCAAAAAUGGACGGCUUCACGGCCGCAUCCGAAAUGCGACUCACCGAGAAGCGCCUUAAUGGGGGCGCUGCAGCCAACGGAACGCGCUCCCCCACCCCAGCUGUGCGCUCAAAGAUCUUUGCCAUCACGGCGCUGGCGGGCGAGGACGAGAAGCGCCGUGGCCUCGUCGAGUGCGGCAUGGAUCGUUGGCUCACCAAGCCGUGUUCCAAGCUCACAUUGCAAAAGGUCGUGGAGGAGGCGUGCAACGAGUUCCACCAGCUCGGCGUCUAA